This is a messenger RNA of Quercus robur (English oak), 2886 nucleotides long. RefSeq names its product auxilin-related protein 2. Gene Ontology annotation, cellular component: intracellular membrane-bounded organelle; cytoplasm; vesicle. Bases 568 to 2307 code for a protein of 579 amino acids. Gene Ontology annotation, biological process: clathrin-dependent endocytosis; clathrin coat disassembly. NCBI's taxonomy places the organism in Eukaryota, Viridiplantae, Streptophyta, Magnoliopsida, Fagales, Fagaceae. The transcript is spliced from 9 exons. The record is from RefSeq and is a predicted model, not a curated record. Gene Ontology annotation, molecular function: clathrin binding.
UUGUCACCGACAAAGAAAGUAAUUUACAUGUCAGAGACAACAAAGGAAUUAUAGUAAUAGAAAGUUGUGAAGGUGUGCCACAGAUUGUGGCAAACCACUCAUCGUUGUAGAAUAGCCUCCGCGUUUACCCAGCUUCCUACGCACAACAGAGAAAACAAAGAAACAGAGAGAAAAAGAAAGCCAUAGACGAAGACCAAGAAACAGAGACUUAGCACAAAGAGAUAGAGAGAGAGAGAGAGAGAGAGCGAUCUUUGAUCGAAUUUCCCCUUGAAAUAAACCAUCUUUCCCUAUCUGAUAUCUUUCUUCGUCACCCAAUUCUCAUUCCCGCCAAUUCAUCAAGAUCACGCUUCUUUCAGAUCCAACUUUCCCAUUUCACACGCAAACAAACAAAACUAAACCACACCCAUUUUCUAUUUUUGUGAAAUUUCACGUUUAUACACACAUACAAACACAAACACAUGCAUAUUAACACAACCCAUUUGGCAUUUUUCAAAUUCUUGUGAAGUACACAUCUUUACAAUCCAAUAGAUUCCAAUUCAGAAGCUUUGAUUCACAAAAAAAACAAGAAUGGACGAGUUUGGUGUCUUAACCGAGCGGUUUGGAUUGAAGCCUCAAGGUAAAGCUGCUCCAAUGGCCGCUUCGAAACAACCCACAAGUUCAAGCAAUGCCCAGACCCAGAAUUUCGGAUUCAAUUCGGGUCAAAACCCCAAACCCUCUUCCUCUUCGUCCAGAUCCUCCCUGCAUUCAAAUUCUGCUUUUGGGUCUUUCCUCGAUGAUCAAAAUGGAAUCUUUCAAUCCAACGGCGAUUCCAAAACCCAGAAUUUUGGUGGCUUUGAUGAUUUGUUAUUCGGGGGACCUGGUAAAUCCACAAACCAAUCUAAUUCGUUCGAUUACGAUUCGAUAUUUUCGAAUAAUUCGCAUGGGAAGCCUUCGACGGUGCCUAUUUAUGGUGUUGAUGAUGUGUUUGGUGGAAUGCCUGGCUCGAAGAGCUCUGCUUCGGCUCCGAAUAAUGAUGAUGUGUUUGCGUCGUUUGCUUCAAUGUCGAAGCAGAGUGCUCCCAUUGAUGAUUUGUUUGGUAAUUUGGGUGCAAAAUCGAAGAGUGCGAGCCGGAAUGGAUCGGUGAAGAAUGCCAAUGGUUUUGAUGAUUUGAUACCUGGAUUUGGUGGAAGUAGUCCUCCGAAUAUCGGGACAAAUGCUAGGGCUAAUCAGACUCAGCGAUCAUCUAUUCAUUCAACUAAACCGGCCUUCACUUCAGAAGACCCCUUUGUAAUAUUAGAAUCAACUUCAACCACUGCAUAUACUUCCUCAGAACUGUUCUCAGAUCCACUUGAAGAAAUAAGUAAGCUGAGUAAAUCUGGUGGCACAAAACUUGGAGUUUCAUCAAAUGCUAUCCCGUCAUUGAGGCCUCCCCCAAAACCAAUGCAAGUUUCAAAGGCAGAUAAAGUUAAGAACUCAAAUGUGUCUUCAAUUGACGAACUUGAGGACUUUGCCAUGGGUAGGGUGCGUAAUAAAGCUGGUGAACGGUCAGAGGUAUCCACUAGUAAAAAAGUGGUAAAGAACUCAGCCACCAAAUCUAGUAGAUAUAAUGAAGCUGUAGAUACUUCACACCGUAAUCAGCAAAGGGGUGGAGAUGAUCUAGAGUCCUUUUUCAGUUCAGGUUCUAGAUCAAGCAGUGUACCAAGAUCAAGGGCUACAACUUUGGACCCUUUAUUUGAUGCAUCAAUAUACAAGAGAGCCCCUGAAGUGCCCCAGAGGAAGCCUUCAGGGUCCUCAGUCAGCAUAAAGAAGUCUCCUUCUGCUUCAUUCAUAAAUGAUGACCUUUCAUCCAUUUUUGGAGAUGCUUCAUUACUUGGAGAAUUUCAAGAGGUUGAAGGGGAAAGUGAAGAAAGAAGAAGAGCCAGAUUGGGGCGUCACCAAAGGACCCAGGAGCGCGCGGCAAAAGCUGUGGCUGAUAUGAACCAGCGUGACUUUCAAACACAGCAGGAGCAAGAAGAGAGGCGUAGGAUUUCUGAGACGGUAGACAUAAAAAUAAAGAGCUGGGCGGCAGGAAGAGAAGGCAAUAUGCGUGCACUGCUAUCAUCAUUGGAACAUGUGCUUUGGCCUGAAUGUGGUUGGCAGCCAGUGUCUUUGACAGAUAUGAUUACCUCUGCCUCGGUUAAAAAGGUUUACAGAAAGGCAACAUUAUACGUUCAUCCUGAUAAAGUUCAGCAAAAAGGUGCCAGUCUUCAACAAAAAUAUACUGCAGAGAAGGUUUUUGAUAUCCUUAAGGAAGCUUGGAACAAAUUCAAUAAAGAAGAACUUUCUUAGAUAGCUCUGGUGAAUCAUUCCUUUUCAGGCCACACGGGUUAGCAAAUAAGUCUCAUAUUGGUGAGGAAGAUGUAUGUGCUUUACCAUUAGAAUGGAUUUUGCAGGUUUGAAAAAGCUGUGGGCUGAGUUCUGCUUACUGUCAUUCCCUAAGAAACAUUCUUCCCCUAGCUGCAGGAAUGCUUGAUAAGGUGGUCUUAUGAGUACUCCCUCUCACAGCAUGUGGAACCCAUACAUCUGAGUCCCACACCAUCUCACUAGAUACCACCUCGAUAAAAUGUACUUAAAUAUCAAGUAAAGUAAUGUUGAUACAGAAAUUUGUAGGUUUCUAGGAUUUUCGAGGUUUACUGGGUGCAUCCCCAUUGAAAUUCAAUCAGCCAACAACCAUUUUGACGCAAGGACCCUUCUUCCACUCCCCCUCCUCUCUCUGGUGGUGUGGGGAUAAUUACUUUGCCAUAAUGUUGUUAGCAUUUGUUUUGUGGUUGUUAUUUAUUGAGUAGAUAGAUACAUGUUAUUAAUUUUCAACACGUGUCAUUUAUUCAAGACGUUGAACAGCCAAUCGGCCAUUGGGCUUAUGGUUUA